ACAAGGCCGGCGAAUUUAUAACAUACUACGAGCCAGAAACCUUUCAAAUGAUAUUUAGACAUUCUGAUCGUCUUCUAUAUUCCAUCUAAGCAUUAGCUUGACGAACUGCUUCUUGAGUUGUUGUGAUUCGGCACGUAAGCUUUGGGGAAAGCAUCCAGCAUCGACAGCGCGACUUACACGGGUGGGCAUUGAGCGAUGCUGGUCCUCAAGGAAGGCGAUGUCUACGGCCUUCUAUCAAACAUCACAGUCCUGGAGUGCAACCACCUGCUGACUACUCUUCACGAUGCCUUGCGCGAAUGUACCAAGGAUAAACAUCUGCCUCCAUCCGAGCGCAGCAUCCACCAGCCCGAGCGAGAGGCCAUUACAACGAAACUAGGCAACACGAGCUUAUUCAUGCCGACCUCAAUCACGACUACAACAGGAGUCAAAGUCGUGACCCUGAGCUCCGGUGGCCUGAAAGGAGCGAUUAAUCUCUUCACACCGGAUGGCGUCUUGCUUGGCGUCCUCAAUGCCGCGGAGGUCACUGCUUUCAGAACGUCCUUGGCCGUAAUGAUUCCGUUUGUACGAUACCCCCAUCCCAAAACCAACAUGGUCGUAUUUGGGGCAGGUAGACAAGCGGAAUGGCAUGUGAAACUGGCCUUACUUCUGGGCCCGGUGAAGCACGUAACGAUUGUAAACCGGGGACCCCCACGGAGGAUGGAGCAGCUCUUUGCAACUUUGCAGCAGAAAUAUCCGGAUGUCAGGUUCGAGGUGCUUCUGAAGUCGGCGCCUGACUACGACUCACGACUACAAAAGUGCCUCCAGGACUCGGACUUUAUCUGUGGUUGCACUCCGGCCACGGAGCCGCAUUUUCCAGCCUCACACUUGGACAGCAAGCCAAGGUAUAUCUCGCUCAUUGGGUCGUAUAAGCCAGUGAUGCAGGAGGUGGACUCGGAGACACUGCUGUCCGGCCAGCACAUAUACUGUGACACCAAGGAAGGUUGUUUGGCGGAGUCCGGAGAGCUCAUAAGGGCCAAAGUGACAGAAGAUCAAUUGAUUGAGCUUGGAGAGCUUUUAGACGAUAAAUCCUUGACCCCGAACGGCAACCUCGUCUUCAAGUGUGUGGGCUUGGGCAUAAUGGAUCUUGUCAUGGCAGGAGAAUUGAUUCAGAUGGCACAAGAAAAAGGGGUAGGAAUUGUCGUGGACGACUUCUGAUUGGCGGACGGCUCGAGCGGCCCUUGGUAUUGAGUCCUCACCCUCAUUCGGUGCCCCCCAAAUAGAUCGCAAUCUUCGAGUAUGAUCAAGGCGCCGCAUCUGUCUCGAUAUGUGCCUGGCAGCCACCCAGGCAGAGACAGCAGCUACGGUUCCAUGGUGAAGACACAGAACUCCUGCGAAGGGGGACAUCAUGGAAACUAUCCUCCUCCGGGGUUUUGCGAACAGGCACUUGUCUCUCGACGGC
Molecule: messenger RNA, 1438 nt
Organism: Exophiala viscosa
Lineage: Eukaryota; Fungi; Ascomycota; Eurotiomycetes; Chaetothyriales; Herpotrichiellaceae
Product: ornithine cyclodeaminase
Exons: 1
Coding region: 196-1194 (332 amino acids)
Cellular component (GO): cytoplasm
Source: RefSeq, a predicted model, not a curated record